Molecule: messenger RNA, 951 nt
Organism: Gryllus bimaculatus (two-spotted cricket)
Lineage: Eukaryota; Metazoa; Arthropoda; Insecta; Orthoptera; Gryllidae
Source: the annotation of a GenBank genome assembly
AUGAGAAUUGCGCUCUUCUGCAGCAUUAACGUGGAGCAGCUGUCGGAGCGUGCGCCGCUGCUGCUGCGCCCUGGCGGGCCUCUCAACGUGUCCGGCUUCGCGGCGCCAGACGCGGACCACGUGGUGCGCCUGUCGGCCAAUGCCUCACUCCUGCUGGCCUGCCCCGGCCCCGGCAACCAGCUGCUCUUCGCCAACCGCACCACGGGAUUCAGACAGGUGAGCGCGACGUGCGCGCGGGAGGGCGUGGUGACGGUGCGCGGUGAGCCGGUGGAUUUGCGCUCGGUAGAGUGCGCUGGGCACGUGGAGCGCACUGCGGAAAAGGACGCGUACCGGCGCUGCGGGGACGGCGAAAGAGGACAGCGCAUGCGCGUCGGCUUCCGCCUCAUCACGGGAUUCCUGGAUCUCGUGACCGUUUGCUUCGACGACCAGCUGCUCUCGCCCAUCUACUCCAACUACACGCUUGUCCAAGGCACGGCACGCACGUGGUCGGGGAGAAGUCGCCUUGAUUUCCGCGCUGGGCGGCUCUUCGGCAGCGUAGACCCUGCGCACCAAUACGAGACGCAGCGCAAGACGCUGGAGCGACACCGCCAACUCCUGGACUCUGACCCACUUGUCUCUGAAACCCUCACCCCCGACGCUGGGCCUACUUGGGCACCCGGAGCUGCCACAGUGUUCUACGAGGACGCGGCGCCGCAAUGGCGGAGUGUCAACGUGGGUGCGUGGGCGUGGGUGGAGCGCGCAGCGCGCAGCCUGGCGGCGGAGCGCGGAGACUUGCUGGUGGUGACGGGGGUGUGCGGUCUGACGUCACUGCCCGAUGCGCAGGGGAAUCGCACCCCGCUCUUCCUUUUCACCCAAGGCACCCAGCGCAUGAUGCCCGUGCCCGCGCUCUACUGGAAGGUGCUGUACGACCCGCGCACGCGAGAGGGCGCGGCGGUCGUAGGCAGCAACAAC